This is a messenger RNA of Physella acuta, 1650 nucleotides long. Its product is annotated as DNA primase small subunit. NCBI's taxonomy places the organism in Eukaryota, Metazoa, Mollusca, Gastropoda, Physidae. The record is from RefSeq and is a predicted model, not a curated record. Gene Ontology annotation, biological process: DNA replication, synthesis of primer.
UAGAUAUAUAAUUAAUAAUUAAUUAUAUAUCUAGAUCUAUAUCGUUGUAAAAUCAGCUUAACCAUGUCAAACAAUGCAUAUAAUCCUGAUAUACUUCCAGACCUUUUACCACUCUAUUACAAAAGGUUGUUUCCAUACGGACCGUAUUUCAGAUGGUUGAAUUACGGCGGAGUGCCAAAAACUUACUUCAGCCAUAGAGAGUUCUCCUUCACACUGGAAGGUGAUGUCUACAUUCGUUACAUGUCUUUCUCGGACCAGCAGGAACUAGAGAAAGAGAUGGUGAAAAAAUGUCCACAUAAAAUCGACAUUGGGGCUGUAUAUUCUCACAGGCCCAAAGAUAACAAGACUGUCAAGUCCACGGCUUUUCAAGCUUUAGAAAAAGAGCUUGUGUUUGAUAUUGACAUGACAGAUUAUGAUGAUGUUCGCUCUUGUUGCUCAGGUGCGGAUAUUUGCUCCAGGUGCUGGCCUCUGAUGGUGAUGGCUGUCAAAAUUUUGGAUAGAGCCUUGAGAGAUGACUUUGGUUUCCAGCAUUUGUUGUGGGUUUAUUCUGGUCGUCGUGGCAUCCAUUGUUGGGUCUGUGAUGAGGCUGCCAGGAAAUUGUCGGCUCAGGGGAGAUCAGCUAUUGCAGAGUACUUGACUCUGGUUAAGGGUGGAGAAAAUGUUUCCCGAAAAGUUUCCUUACCAGACAGACUUCACCCCUCAAUUAGACAUGCUUUGGAAGUCAUUGACAAACAUUUUAAUGACUAUGCUGUGAAAAAACAAGACUUUCUUGACUGCGAGGAAAAGUGGUCAAAAAUUUUAGCCAUAGUGCCUUCAGAAACAGUCAGAGCUGAUGUGGAAGAUUUUUUUGAUAGGUUGGGUAAAAACACGUCAACACGGUGGACUAUUUUGCAGAACCGGUUAGAGAAAGGCCAUUUAAUUGACGCAAAGUUCAAGCCAUACGUCCUUGAGGAGAUUAAGCUACAGUUGUGCUACCCCCGGCUGGACAUUAACGUCAGUAAAGGAAUCAACCACUUGCUCAAAAGCCCAUUUUGUAUUCACCCAAAGACUGGAAAAGUUUGUGUACCCAUGAAUCCUAAGACUAUUGAUGAGUUUGAUCCAGAUUCAGUGCCUACAAUAAGUGUUCUUUUAGAUGAACUUGAUAAAAUAGAUGUAUCUGAGGAUGAACAAGGAAAAAAGUUUAGAGAUUACAGAAAAACAAGCCUAGGCCCCUAUUUAGCAACAUUUGAAACAUUUCUCAAAAGUUUGGAGAGCUCACGGAAAGGAAAAACAAUAGAACAGAGUGAUGUCAAAAUGGAAUUUUGAAAGCUGGGAUGCACAUUCAACAAAAACGUGAGCACCACCAGCGAGCUCAGAAUGUUACUGUUUGAGGGACCAUGUCUACAAGCAGUAAAGCUAAAUAUAUUGGAUCUAUUGUGAUGCCCCCCCCCCCCAGUUCCUAACUAUAAGAAUCCACAAUGGGUGACUCUAGGCAAAACAUGAAAAACAACAAACAGGAAGGAAAUACACAGGAGAAAGCCAUUAAAAAUGAAGAUUAAAGGAGGAAAAUAAACAUUUAUUUAAGUUCAUUGGUACAUGUAAAUAUAAAAGUCUUGUAUCCAUGGUGAAAAAAUUUAUAAAAAAAUUUUUAGUUAUCACUGUUUUGCACCA